AUGGAGGACUUCAGUUGUUUAAAUAGCACAGAAGACGUCGUUGCAUCUGGUAGGCUUGUGGAUGAAAUGAAACAGGGUUUGAAUAGUCUAAUAUCUCGGCUUUCGUCUAUCGGUUUGACGGUACACGUGCUUCAAAACCGCGCUGUGGUUACCGAAAAAGACGAGCUUAGAACUUUCAACGUGGUAGGCGGCGAAGCAGCGUUGCAGUUUGUGAAUCAGCCUGAACAUGCCGACAAAUUAAUCUGCUUCAAUUCAGAGAGAUUUUAUUGCCACACUGAAUACCUUGUGCUUCGAAGCCAGUACUUCAGGGCUUUGCUAAACGGUGCCUACCGCGAAACCAAUAUGGACGUAAUUUCUAUUCAUCUCCCAGCGCCAGGAAAUGUUGAAGCCAUUUUGCACUUUAUGUACUCGGGCAUUGCGGACGGAGGACUUUUGGAAACCACUGAAAUCUUCAGCACCAUUCAAAAUGCGAAUUUCUUAGGCAUCGACGAAUUGCUAGAAAAAGCAGCUGAAAGCUUUGCCAGCCGUUGGAAAAUCUUAGCUUUUUCGCCACUCUUCAGAAGGAGCAUUGUGGAUUCAGAAUUCGUAGGGGCCAUUCUAGAACUCGGAACUAAAAACGAUGUUUUUAACGUUGGGGAUAAGCUGAGAAUUGUUAUGCUCUGGAACGAAGAAGAAGACCAAGAAAGCAACUUUCCUGAGUCAUCUCGUCUUUUGGUAGAGUAUAGAUGUCUAGAGAACACAGGCAUUGCUGACCUGGAAUGGGCGUUGGACAAGAAGCCUCAACUCUUUAACUCCUUGCAGCAAUCCGCGUUCCGCGUUGUCUAUCAACGCGCGAUACAAGAUUCCUCGCGCGUCAGCGAGAAAAUGCGGGCGAAUGAAGACAAAAUCAAAAACCUUUCCCAGUGCGUGCGUACUCUGACCAGACAACUCGAAGAUGUCAGGUGCAACAGGUGUCAGUUGUUUCUUCCUCGUGCUGCGAUGAAGACAAGAACUUGCAUUGUCAGUCGGCAUCCAGGAGAGUAUGUUGUUAACAAGGGGUGGAGCUGUUGUCGACAGCUCAUAAAGCGAAGCAAGGGCUGCAAGCCUGUUAGUCUUUCCAGGCACUGUAUGUCCUUAAACCCGAGGUCAAGGUGA
Porites lobata is the source of this 1134-nucleotide messenger RNA. Lineage: Eukaryota; Metazoa; Cnidaria; Anthozoa; Scleractinia; Poritidae. The record is from the annotation of a GenBank genome assembly.